Molecule: messenger RNA, 699 nt
Organism: Penicillium roqueforti
Lineage: Eukaryota; Fungi; Ascomycota; Eurotiomycetes; Eurotiales; Aspergillaceae
Product: SRPBCC domain-containing protein
Exons: 1
Coding region: 1-699 (232 amino acids)
Source: RefSeq, a predicted model, not a curated record
AUGACAACCCUCACAGACCCAACGAACGCCACCCGCGCAACCCCAAGCAUCCCCAUCGAGAAAGCAGUCCUCCACAUCGGCAGCUCAACCUUCAUAAGCGCCCCCAGCCAAGAAGUCUGGGCAGCGCUAACAAACACCUCAACCUGGCCAAGCUGGAAUAGCUUUGUGCCACGGGUAACCAUUCGCUCCCAGCCAACCCCAGAUCCAUCUCCAUCCACCUCCGCACCGGACCCAGCACCAGCGUCAACAUCAACACAAACCCCAGCACCAACCUCCCAAACCGUAAAUACAAACACAGAACUAUCUCCUAUUCUCCAAAAAGGAACAAAAUUCACCCUACACGUCCGCAUGGACCCAACCUCAACCUCCACCAAGCCCCAGCCGGCAACAGACGUGCAUGCCCUCAUCAGCGAAUGCAGAGCGCCAAACGCGGAGACCGGCGAGGUCGGCCGUAUCGUUUGGGUCGCUGAUUCCGAAGCGCCGGGCUCGUUUUCGCCAUCGCUUUUGACGGCGGAGCGUGUGCAUGAGAUUACGGCUGUUGAGGGUGGGACAGAAGUGAGGAACUGGGAGGCGCAGGUUGGGUGGUUGGUUUAUGCGGUGCGGUGGCUGUAUAAGGUUAAGCUGCAGGCGAAUUUUGAGAUGUGGGUUGCUGAUUUGAGGGGGUUUGUUGAGGGGGGCAGUAUUGCUAGUUCUUCUUGA